AGCUGGUUUAAAGGAAGCCUGCAGUCUAGCCAGAGCCACGUCUUCACUUACGGUAAUGGUACCUUGAGUGCGUUAAGUUUAACGGAUAUCUCAUAUGACCGGAAUUGCGACAGUUAUUUACUAAGUGCAUACUAUUGGGCAAAACAAGGGUACAGGCACUUUCAGUCAAAAUCUGGAGAUUUCCUCUUUUUCUUAGGAAAAUACUUCAAGCUACUGCCCGGCCAUGUUGCUAAAGAAAGGUUAAUCCGAAUGAUAAGUAACGAGAAAAUUGCAGGGCUGCCAAAAAUACCUUACUCUGAACUGAAGAAGGUUCAUUUCUUUUGUAAGACAUGCGCCCAAAUGAAAGAUAAAACAAUGUCCUAUAAGAACAUGGUGGGAGCCAAGGCCACGAAGCCACUCCACACGGACUCAACUGGUAAAUUGGCUGUU
Messenger RNA from Phytophthora sojae, 429 nucleotides. RefSeq lists its product as hypothetical. The record is from RefSeq and is a predicted model, not a curated record. The annotation marks the transcript as partial. The transcript is spliced from 3 exons. NCBI's taxonomy places the organism in Eukaryota, Oomycota, Peronosporomycetes, Peronosporales, Peronosporaceae.